CCGGCGGCCGCGGCCUCUCCGGCCAUCACGUUGUUCCCCGGAAGACACGCAGGAGGAGGAGGAAGCGCGGGGGCGUGCGGGUCCGCGUGUGCAGCGGGGGCCGCCCGCAUGGAGCCCAACGUGCACUUCUGGAUGACCCAACGCCAAUCUUUUUUUCAGAGAUGUCUUCAGUGGACAGAAUUAUUGGAUCCUACAAAUUUGUUCAUUUCAAUUAGCAAAAUAGAGAAGUCGAGGCAACUAUUGUUAACAAAUGAAGAUGGGUCUAUUCAUGACUUGCAGGACAAAAGGAUCCAAGAAGCUUGGAAGAGAAGUCUCGCAACAGUGCAUCCUGACAGCAGCAAACUGAUCCCCAGUCUUUUCCGACCUGCAGCUCUCCUGCCUUUCACGGCGCCCAUGGUAUUUCUGUCGCUGGUGCCAGUGAAAAGCCUAAAGUCUAUCAUUUUACCUCAGUUGUCUUUCUGUACCUACAGUACAGCGUUCAACAUCGUCAAUGGAAACGCGAGUUAUAACCGUCGUCCAUUCGAGAGUAUAUUACUAGGGACAGGAGUGAUUGCUUCUACAGCCUUUUUUGGAUUAUUCCCUCGUUUGCUCCUCAUGAAGAGUGCCGUGAAAAACGUUUUCCUGAGGGAAACCUUGCCUGCUGCCAUUCUCACCCAGGUCAGUGCAAUGAAUGUUGCCGCAUCCCGAAGUUUUGAGCCCGUACGAGGGAUCGAGGUCAUGGACAAGGAAGGCAAUGUCGUAGGCUAUUCCAGAAAAGCUGGGACGAAGGCCGUCAGCGAUACAGCAACAUCCAGAGUCGUGCUGUUCGGGACCUCGGCUUUCAUUCCUGAAGUCUUCUCACAUUUUUUUAAAAAGACCCCGUUAUUCGUGCGAUACCCCCAGUCCUUGUGGACCCUAAAGCUGUCUUGUACCAUCUUGGUCAUGGGCCUGAUGGUGCCAGUUUCUUUCAGCAUGUUCCCGCAGAUACAACGGAUACAGUGCAGUAAACUCGAACAGGAAAUUCAGUCUGCGACAGAAGAAACAGAACUCUUCUAUAACCGAGGGGUGUAGGGGGGAGUUCUGGGUGCACUUGAUUCCUAACCUUCCUCUCGAGGUUUCAGUUUUGAGAACUGUGCCAGAGGUCUCCUGGGAACCCCCGAGGCGUCUGCGCAGACAGGAUGGCUUCCAGCCACACAUGCCAGGACCUAGUCGAGGCCGGUCGUGCCUGGGCUUCCAGCCUGGAUGGGAGAAGAGACGCGGGGAGCUGUCCUGUCUGACCUGCCUCCCCACCGGGACUGCUGAGGGCUGGGUGGUGGAAGGUCCCUUUCCUGUGUGUCAGCCUGUGAGCGGGCACGGUGAGGUGACUAAUAAACUGGUCUGAAGUUGA
Messenger RNA from Myotis lucifugus (little brown bat), 1366 nucleotides. RefSeq names its product sideroflexin 4 (gene SFXN4). Bases 109 to 1050 code for a protein of 313 amino acids. Gene Ontology annotation, molecular function: monoatomic ion transmembrane transporter activity. NCBI's taxonomy places the organism in Eukaryota, Metazoa, Chordata, Mammalia, Chiroptera, Vespertilionidae. The record is from RefSeq and is a predicted model, not a curated record. Gene Ontology annotation, biological process: mitochondrial transmembrane transport; monoatomic ion transport. Gene Ontology annotation, cellular component: mitochondrial inner membrane. The transcript has 14 exons.